Molecule: messenger RNA, 1281 nt
Organism: Fragaria vesca subsp. vesca
Lineage: Eukaryota; Viridiplantae; Streptophyta; Magnoliopsida; Rosales; Rosaceae
Product: U-box domain-containing protein 4-like
Exons: 2
Coding region: 100-1143 (347 amino acids)
Cellular component (GO): cytoplasm; nucleus
Molecular function (GO): protein binding
Source: RefSeq, a predicted model, not a curated record
AUAGCCUUUUCAGCUUUCACUUUCAAACCUAAAGAAAUUACCUAUUUCAUGCUCUCAGAUUGUUAGCCGGUUAGGAUUUUGUGAGCGCUAAUUUCGGCUAUGGAGAAUGAGGAGCCAACGAAUUUCAGUUACAUGGGGCGGAAUUUCAGUGAUCUCAGUAUCGACAACAGUUCCUCAGCUUUCAGUGACUGCAACAGUGACAGAUCCGGCGAGUUCCAAACGGCGUCGUCUCAGAGCCGGCGGUUUUUAAUCGCAUGCGCUUCGGAUAACUCCGACGAUCUGAUUCGUCAGCUGGUCGGCGUCCUCGAGUCCGGUUCGAUUGAGGAGCAGAAGCAAGCGGCGAUGGAGAUCAGGCUCCUCGCGAAAAACACAUCGGAAAACCGUCUCAAAAUCGCGAAAUCCGGAGCGAUUCGGCCGUUGAUUUCACUCUUGUCCUCCUCCGAUCUCCAGCUCCAGGAGUACGGCGUCACGGCGAUUCUCAACCUCUCGCUCUGCGACGAGAACAAGGAGCUCAUAGCGUCGUCCGGAGCGAUCAAGCCUCUGGUGCGCGCGCUCAAGACGGGAACUCCGACGGCGAAAGAGAACGCCGCGUGCGCUCUGCUCCGUCUGUCUCAAAUGGAAGAGAACAAAGUCGCAAUCGGACGGUCCGGAGCGCUCCCGCUGCUGGUGAAUCUUCUAGAGAACGGCGGGAUUCGCGGCAAGAAGGACGCGUCGACGGCGUUGUACUCGCUCUGCUCGGUGAAAGAGAACAAAAUCAGAGCCGUCCAGGCCGGAAUCAUGAAGCCGUUGGUGGAAUUGAUGGCGGAUUUCGCGUCAAACAUGGUGGACAAGUCGGCGUACGUGCUGAGCGUGCUGGUUUCGGUGCCGGAGGCAAGAACGGCGUUGGUCGAGGAAGGCGGGAUUCCGGUGCUGGUGGAGAUCGUGGAGGUUGGGUCGCAGAGGCAGAAAGAGAUAUCGGUAGCGAUACUACUGCAGCUCUGCGAGAAUAACGCGGUCCACCGUAACCUGGUGGCCCGCGAAGGAGCGAUACCUCCCCUGGUGGCUUUGUCUCAGUCCGGCACUAAACGCGCCAAGCAAAAGGCGGAGACAUUGACAGAGCUUCUACGGCAACCGAGAUCCGGCAACGUCGCUGCACGAGCGUGAAGAUGAUUUGCUAGUGUAAAUUCCCAUUCUGCCCCCCAUACCAAGUAAGAUUGUACUCACACAAAAGGAAAAUACGAGAAGAAAGAAGAAAAAUAUCAAAAAAAAAAUGAAAAUGUAAAUAUCUUUGUGACGGGAGCA